ACUGAUCAAUCAAUAUUUUUGAGGUUAUCAAAAAAGUCAACAGAAGAAGUCAGCUGGAAAAAACUCCAAUUUUCCUUUUCGAUUUCAUUGUAUUCCACCACACUCCGCGAAAAUGGUGAUUGGACCGAAACAAUUCCAACUUGCAAAGGCAUGGGUAACCUCAGCAGGGCUGUGGGGCGUUGCUGGAACAUUGACCCUUUUCUAUUUCACUGAGUUCAGGACAGUGUUGCAGUAUGUACCUUUGUAUAAUACUAAGUACCGAAACUGGCCUCCAUUGAAUAAGGAGGACUAAAUCUUUGCGCAUAUCUUCAACAUGAAGAAUUUAGGUCUAUUUUCAUCCCAAUGGAUUCAACAGUAAAGGUUUCUCCCUCAUCCGCCUUCUUAUGUUUUAUUUAAUUGUUGAAAUUAUUAUGUAGCAUUUAAGUUCAUAGUCCCAUGUCUGGAAUAUAAAAAAUGAUGUACAGUGAAACAAUACAGCUUUGUUGAAAGUUAAAA
Molecule: messenger RNA, 495 nt
Organism: Bemisia tabaci
Lineage: Eukaryota; Metazoa; Arthropoda; Insecta; Hemiptera; Aleyrodidae
Product: cytochrome b-c1 complex subunit 10
Biological process (GO): mitochondrial electron transport, ubiquinol to cytochrome c
Cellular component (GO): mitochondrial inner membrane
Source: RefSeq, a predicted model, not a curated record